This is a messenger RNA of Dicrocoelium dendriticum, 1305 nucleotides long. The record is from the annotation of a GenBank genome assembly. Lineage: Eukaryota; Metazoa; Platyhelminthes; Trematoda; Plagiorchiida; Dicrocoeliidae.
AUGGAAUGUGAAGAGAUGACUGUUGAGGAUAAAGAACGUUUGCGUUUCAUCCGGAAACAGAAGCUUCAAGUUAUAAAAAAUAUUGAAUCUCUUAAGCUUGAGCUCCACGAUAUUACCAACCAGAUUGAGAGUUUGGGCUUCCCAGUCGAAUGUGAUGAUGUAACUACAAGGAGACGAAUCAUUGGUUGCAAAGAAUUUAAUACUAGUCCGAAACAGGGUUUGGAAUAUCUUUUUGAGCAUAAUGUCGUGAAAAAAACUCCUGAAUCCGUUGCCAGUUUUUUCUUAGAGGAAAAGGACCGUCUCUCGAAAUUCGCCGUCGGAACAUACUUGGGUGAGAUACGUAAAGAUUUCAACAUGCAAGUUCUGGAUUCUUUUACCCGUUUGCAUGAUUUCCGGAACCAGGAUUUUCUGUCUUCCCUGAGGCGGUUCCUUCUCAGCUUCCAACUACCCGGUGAGAGCCAGAAGAUCGAUCGUAUCCUCACGAGUUUCGCCGAACGGUACUUGGAACAAAACCCACAGUCCUUCCACUCUGCUCAUGAGGUCUACGUUCUUGCGUAUGCCGCUAUCCUACUGAACACAACACUGCACAACACCAAUGCAAAAGGUCAAACCCUCGGCCUUGCAGAAGAGAAAACGUUCGUUCGGACUUUGCGAGAUUACGAUGGGGAAACAGAUAUACCCGAGGAAUUGAUACGAAAAGUGUACCAUAACAUCAAAAACGAACCCAUCCAACCCGCAUCAGACGAGGGACUGGGCUUUUUCAAUCACAACUCCAAGACGCUCACGAGUGGAUGGCUUCUGAAGCUAGGUGGCCGUGUACGAAGUUGGAAGCGCCGCUGGUUCGUGUUAACUGAAGAAAGUUUACUAUACUACAUGACAUCGGAUCCUCAUCGUCACAUCAAGGGUGCCGUGGCAUUGGACGGGUUGAGCGUUCGAACCUACCACGAUCGAACAAAGGAGCACACAUUUGAGUUGUUUUCCUUCGGUAACGGUGUGAUCAAGGCUAGCAAAGCGGACAGAGAUGGCGCAACAACUCCAGGUCAUCACACUGCCUAUCGAUUUGCGGCUUCAUCAAUUGCCGAACGUGAUAGAUGGGUUCGCGCUUUGGAGGCAGUUACUCGGCGUAUUAGCGAACGUCGCGGAACACGUAGUAUCAGCGUGGAUUGUUCCACAAAUGGAUCGGUUCAUCUCCGUCAGACGCACCGUCUGCCAUCCCCAGUCGCUUCUGCGGCAUCCUCCCUAAGGCGUUCCAACAGCGCAGGAAGUCAUCCAGAUUUGUCUAGUCAACAAUCUAUCCUGAAGUAA